UUAGAGUAAUGUUACACUCUUAAAAUUUAUUUUUUUGAAAAUGCAACGUAACUGGCUCGCACUGAGAUUCUGAACAAGCAGAUGGUAUCUUUGAGAACAGGUACUACUCGUCCAAUGGCUGCCAAGGAGAGUCUCUUGUGCUUGGUUCUUUUGCUUUUGGCCAUAAACCGGCCACAUGCGGAAAGUAAAACCUUAAGCAAAGAGGUCCCAGGUGAUAAUAAUGAAGCCGCAUUGAGAGAUAAGAGAUUCGCAGUGGAUCCUCUUAGCGCAAUCGGCUUGGCUGUGAGUGUAGCCUCGGCCAUUCAAAGCGCUGUUUGUACGUUUUCAAGUGUCUGCGGUGGUGAUGAAGUCACUCAAGCGCUUGAAAGGAUGGAGAAAAAGCUGGAUGCCAUACAGAAUGACGUCACAAGCAUCAGACAUGAUGUGGAAGAAAUCUGGGAAGAAUCAAAACGCAAAUGGUACUUCAAACACAUAGAUAACAUCAUUCAACAAAGGAAGGAGGUUAUUGCUGACUUAAAGAGUGAAGAUUAUUCUCAGCGGGCUAUAGACAAGCAAACCCGAUUUAUCCAUGAGGUAUUUGGUACCACAUCAAAAGACGAGUACGUUGAAAAAGCACUUCUCCACAUCCCACAACUAGUCACCGAUGAGGGACUGGUCACCCAUCACUUCGACGUUCAGAUUAGAGAUGGAAAAUCUACUAAAGAAGCUGCGAAACUGACAUGGAAAUUCAUAAAGAAAAUCUUUCGAUACCAAGAAGAUGGCUAUGCCUCUAUUGUCUUUGCAGCCUCUAUGAAGUAUAAAAAUGAUGAAGAAUCUUACAACAGCACAAUGUCUGAGGUGUGCGCUUGGUGGCCAAAGUCUAACGACCCCGAAUACACGACGUUUUGUAAACAGUUUGUCAAAGAUACAACCGCCGAGAACCGAAGAAGGCGUCAGGAGGACUUCCUCUACGUUAUAAGAGAUCUGGCUCUUAUCCCUGUUCAACUGGUGCAAACGGACUGUAGUAAGUUCUCAGAUUCCAAUGCUGUGCACUACUCCGAAGGUCAUCUUUAUGUUUCACAACCUGAAGCCAAAAAGAUCUUGAUCGUGGACCCUAAAACACUAGAUGUCGUCAAAGCCCUUGCGGUACCCGGAUCUGAAUGUGGUGGACAUUGCCAUCCAAUUGGAGUAAGCAUCAAGGUAAAGGACAAUUUGAUGGCAAUUGGCGCAAAGAGCAGUUUGCCUGGGGGUGAAAGCAAAGUCAUGCUAUUCAAGAUAAGCGGUGAUCUAACAAAACCUAGUAGCAUCAGCAUUGAGCACUACUAUACAAUGCUUCAACUCUUUCCCGGAAAGGACGCCGAUGUAAGAGACGUUGCAUUUUGUGGAAAUCGCUUUGGAUAUGCCCAUUACAAUGGAGCCAUAUACAACUGGAGAAUGCCUGACAAAUUGUACCAUGGCUGGAAUGAUGGCAAGCCAGUGCCCGACUUGUAUGACCGCAACGAUUGGUACCUUAGAAACCAAUACAACGUAAAAAAAGACUACCAAUACUACUUUGCAUGUUCAAACAGCGGAAGAGACUGGUUGGUGGAAAAAACAAACAGGGCAACUACAAGAGAUGGAGUAGGUGUAGUACCCUCCGAUUACGGAUUUUCAGUCAACGAGAUCUUGGAAGAAGGGGCGGAGAUCAAGGUUCUGUAUGAAGAUUGGCUAGACGUUAAAGAUGGGCGCUCACGGAUGAAUAACUUGAAGGGAUUAGCCAUGGAUGGCAAACGAAACCUGUUCUAUUCCUCUGGGAGGUUUUGGGCUAAUGGUGUCUGUGGAGUGUACCAACGCACAUACGAUGGCAAACGCCGCUACAUAAGAGAAUGGAAUGAAGAAAGCAAGAUUGAAAUGUAUGGCAUGGCAGUGGAUGAAAGCGGGUUCCUGUUCUCAAUACAGAAACAUGGCUCAAAAAAGAAAUGUCUUUACAAGUUUCAUCAUGAGAUAGACCUGGAGGACAUCAACGUACCCUAAAAAGACGCCACAAAUAUUUUAAUCAUUCAAUGCUGUAAAAUGUAGAAGAUAAUGCAUUCA
Stylophora pistillata is the source of this 2052-nucleotide messenger RNA. RefSeq lists its product as uncharacterized. NCBI's taxonomy places the organism in Eukaryota, Metazoa, Cnidaria, Anthozoa, Scleractinia, Pocilloporidae. The record is from RefSeq and is a predicted model, not a curated record.